Acanthamoeba castellanii str. Neff is the source of this 408-nucleotide messenger RNA. RefSeq lists its product as uncharacterized. The transcript has 2 exons. The record is from RefSeq and is a predicted model, not a curated record. Lineage: Eukaryota; Discosea; Longamoebia; Acanthamoebidae. The coding region runs from base 1 to 408 and encodes 135 amino acids.
AUGACCACAGACAAGCCCAGAAUCCUGCUUAACAUUGACAAACUGCCAGCCAAUGUCUGGCGGCCCCGUGAGUACAGGGUGAUAUCGGACAGACAGGUGGGCGCCGACGAGGGCGCGCUGCGUGGGGCCAUCGCCGCGGCACUGCCAUCUUCGACCGCUGGCUACAUGCCCAAGGGCUUCAAGCGUGUGGGUGGACCAGACCCCAAGUUCGCCACCAAGUACAACCUCUGCGAGACCGCCAACGGGCAAGGCAGCGAUGCAGAUAGAGAUCGCCAGAACGUCGACAACUCUGAUCUCCUCGUCGCCUUCCUUGUGGACAAGCCCAUGACCGGCAGGCACGCGCUAUACGAUGAGAAGGGUCUCGCGCCCGCCAUUCCAUCCCUCGACCGCUUCCUUGAUGUCCUCUAG